UCCAUGCAUAGCCUGCUUGUUGGGGGAAGGGAAAGGGAGGCGUCUUCUCUCAGUCUUCUCUCACAAAGUUCUUCUGCAGCGCAGCUCUUCGUUCUGUGAAGAUAGCGAUGAAUAGUCACAGUGUGCUGUGAUUCCUCACGCAGGCGGGCUGCUAUGUGUGUGUCACAGAGCUAGAGAGCGAGGGGGAGGUGAAAGUUCACCAUGGCUUGACCAUAUCAGGUGACAAUGUGGAAAAGUUUGGCUGCCGCCUCAGAUUACAUUUCUCAAACUCGGAGAAUGACAAGCGGACGGAAAUACAAUGAAGCGGACGGAGAAAACGAAGCGCUGUCGUUCGGUUAUUAUGACGAUGAUGAUGGUUUCGACACAUUCACUGACGGAGACUGCGGCUGUGAUGAAGGAGUGCUUGGCUUCAGUGAUCCGUUCAGCAGUGAGGUGAAACCUCGGAUCCUGCUCAUGGGCCUGAGGCGAAGCGGCAAGUCUUCCAUUCAAAAAGUUGUAUUCCACAAGAUGUCACCAAACGAGACUCUCUUUCUGGAGAGCACUAAUAAGAUUUGUCGAGAGGACGUUUCCAACAGUUCCUUUGUCAGCUUCCAAAUCUGGGACUUUCCUGGUCAGAUUGAUUUCUUCGACCCCACAUUCGACUAUGAGAUGAUAUUUCGUGGCACAGGGGCUCUCAUCUUUGUCAUAGACUCUCAGGAUGAUUAUGUGGAGGCACUGAGUAGACUUCACCUCACCGUGACAAGAGCCUACAAGGUCAAUCCUGACAUCAACUUCGAAGUGUUCAUCCACAAGGUCGAUGGGCUUUCAGAUGACCACAAAAUUGAGAAACAGAGGGACAUACACAAACGAGCCAAUGAUGAUCUAGCUGAUGCUGGUUUAGAAAGAAUACACUUAAGCUUCUACUUGACAAGCAUCUAUGAUCAUUCAAUCUUUGAGGCCUUCAGUAAAGUUGUGCAGAAACUCAUCCCUCAACUUCCCACCCUUGAGAAUCUGCUCAACAUUUUCAUAUCUAAUUCAGGGAUUGAAAAGGCUUUUCUCUUUGAUGUGGUCAGUAAGAUUUACAUAGCAACCGACAGCAGCCCGGUGGAUAUGCAGACCUAUGAAUUGUGCUGUGACAUGAUAGAUGUGGUUAUUGACAUCUCGUGCAUCUAUGGGUUGACUGGCGAUGAAGCAGGAACUCCGUAUGAUAAAGAAUCCAUGGCCAUAAUCCACUUGAACAACACUACGGUCAUGUACCUAAAAGAGGUCACCAAAUUUCUUGCCCUGGUGUGUUUCCUCAGGGAAGAGAGUUUUGAGAGGAAAGGACUUAUCGACUACAAUUUCCACUGUUUCAAGAAAGCCAUAGAGGAGGUGUUUGAAGUGCGCUUGAAAGUGCAGAGGAGUCGGAAGCUUCUGAGCCAGAGGAGGUGGAGCAAGCAGACCGUGCCAAACGGGACUCAGGUGCAUCCUCAUUGAAGGCUUCACACAGACUUCGCUUGCGCUUUGAAUCUUCUUCAGGGCCACUUGUUGCUCUUCAGCAAUCCAAAAUGGUGAUAUAGAUUCCGUUGUGCAUUAAAUAUCUUGCAUGGCUAACUUAGCUGUCCAUGCAAAGUUGUAAAGUAAGCAACUUUUUUGUUGUUUUCAAUAAUAUUUUUUACUCAAAAUCAAUCAACUGUGCUUCAGUUUCUCACAAAAUACAUGGUCGAAGCCAUUUCCAAUGUGCAAGUACAAGUGCAAGAUCAUACAGUACUUUUGUCGCAUUUUUACAGCAAGGCACAAACAUCUUAUUUAACUUCAAAGUGCAUUGUAG
Messenger RNA from Sinocyclocheilus anshuiensis, 1789 nucleotides. RefSeq names its product ras-related GTP-binding protein D-like. Gene Ontology annotation, cellular component: lysosome; nucleus; Gtr1-Gtr2 GTPase complex. The record is from RefSeq and is a predicted model, not a curated record. The coding region runs from base 226 to 1455 and encodes 409 amino acids. NCBI's taxonomy places the organism in Eukaryota, Metazoa, Chordata, Actinopteri, Cypriniformes, Cyprinidae. The transcript has 8 exons. Gene Ontology annotation, biological process: negative regulation of autophagy; cellular response to starvation; positive regulation of TORC1 signaling. Gene Ontology annotation, molecular function: GTPase activity; GTP binding.